UCCGGGAUGCUGCUAUUUCCAAACUUGACAUGAUGCAGAAAAACCACGGAUGAUUUUAAUGUUUCAGUGUUCCAUUACUUUUACUGAAUACAGCAAGCAAACCCAACAUUGGCAACAUCUCAGCGUCUCACUUUGUAAUUUUCGUCGCCUCCUUGAAGACUUUUUUUCCUUUCCGAAAUCAUUGGAUCAGGUUACAGUUAUCAGCAAGUGCCAGCAAAUCUAUGCACUCCUUCUUGUACAACCAUGAAUCUCCCAGAAGGACGUACCUUUGAGAAAGCCUCUUGUUUAUAUGUCUUGUACUUCUUUGGUCUCAUCUCUGUUUCCACAUUCUUGCACUUGUACGACAAGAUUCCCUCCCAAUUCCAGAGAGUCAAGUUCAAGAACACAUCUGGCGGCUCCUUUAUGGAACACACCAGCUUAUUGCACAGGACCACUAAGGCAACUGAUCGUGGCAUAUGGACCGUGAACUCCAUUGGACGUUUGGGGAACCAGAUGGGGGAAUAUGCCACCCUCUAUGCCUUAGCAAAACUUAAUGGGCACCAAGCUUUCAUCCUUCCAGCCAUGCACAAUUAUCUGUCACCGAUAUUCCGCAUCACACUGCCUGUCAUCCCUGCUGAGGUGGUGUCCAAGGUCCGGUGGAGAAACUACGGUGUGCAUGACUGGAUGUCAGAGGAAUAUCGCCACAUCAAGGGCAAAUAUGUCCGGUUGACUGGCUACCCUUGUUCUUACACCUUUUACCACCAUAUCCGCCAGGAGAUACUUCGGGAAUUCACCUUCCACGACCAUAUCAAGGAAGAGGCCAAUCAAUACCUUCGAGGCCUCAGAGGAGAAGGCCGUGAGGUGACAUAUGUUGGAGUCCACGUCCGGAGAGGGGAUUACGUCUGGGUAAUGCCCAGGACUUGGAAAGGUGUGGUGGCCGAUAGGGGCUACUUGGAGAAAGCCAUGAACUACUUCAGAGGGAAAUACCAAAAUCCCAUUUUCGUGGUGACCAGCAAUGGGAUGGAGUGGUGUAAAGAAAACAUUAAUGCCUCCAGAGGGGAUGUUUACUUUGCUGGGGAUGGGCGGGAGUCUUCUCCAGGGAGGGAUUUUGCUCUCCUUGCUCAUUGCAACCACACCAUAAUGACCAUCGGGACCUUUGGCAUCUGGGUUGGGUAUCUGGUAGGUGGGGAGACUGUCUACUUGGCCAACUACACCCUACCGGAUUCUCCCUUCCUCAAGGUCUUCAGGCCCUCAGCAGCCUUCUUACCUGAAUGGAUUGGGAUCCCAGCAGACCUUUCCCCCCUGCUGCCCAAAAAGGAACCUGCUGAAGUUCAUGCCCCAACCGAGGCAGCUGGUUAAGUGCAAAUACAGUCUGAGGUCAAACCUGGAUUUGCUGACCAGUGGUGAGCAUGAUCCAAAGAUAGGCCAUAAAAAGAAGGCAGCUUGUGACAUGGAUACUGGAAAUAGUAGAAAAGUCAGAAUGAAUGGUUUAAGUAGCCUGGGCCUUCAGAUCAAACCCAAAAGUAGCUGCAAGCAUUUACAUCAAAGCUAGUUUUCCUGGUCUUGAGGGAGACACUUAGGAAGCCCCCUUAUUCCUGAGGUGCCUCAUGUGGUUCAGUUGCAAGUUAGAGUAUAUUCAGAUAGACAUCUGUCCCCCUGAUUGGUGCACUGCUGGCAUGGAUUGGCCCCCUUUUUUCCCCCAGUGUCCACGUGACAAGUGGCCCACAAGGCAGCCCAACCUGCACCUUUUAAAGCCCCUGUCAAAGCCGCCUACUUUUUUUUUGGUGCAGGUUGGUGUGCUCUAGUUUAGUCUGUUCCUACUACAUGCAAUUGAAGGGAACGGACUAAAAUCAAGUAUUGCAGCUGUCAAAGCUGCCAAGGCUCCUUCCAGUUUGAAUUUCCAGUAUCGUGAAGUGGUUAAUAAACAAGUCACUUUGGGAGAUCAGCAAAUUGAACACUUAAGAAAGCAGAGAAAGACACGUCGUUCUUUCCAGCAAGUGCACAGCUGGAAAACAAAGUGCAAACAGAGAGGUGUGCAUGGAUCUCUAGCAGCAUGUUAAGAGUCUCUUCUAUUUUUACAGGCACACAGAGAUCCUGUUUGGGAAGUCUCUUGUUCAGAAACAUACACUCUUUCCCUUUUUUUAUUUGCUUGGCACCUUUCAAGCAA
Molecule: messenger RNA, 2146 nt
Organism: Pogona vitticeps (central bearded dragon)
Lineage: Eukaryota; Metazoa; Chordata; Lepidosauria; Squamata; Agamidae
Source: RefSeq, a predicted model, not a curated record